AUGCUUCCCAAAAUUCCUGUUGUAGAUUUAUCAAAGGAAGACUUGAAGCCUGGAAGUGGUUCUUGGCUUUUAGCAUGCAAUCAAGUUUGUCAUGCACUUGAAGAUCACCUACAAAAUCAGAUCUUUGAAUCAACCAAAGAGUUGUUUGAUCUUCCUUUAGAAAUCAAAAUACUAAACGAUAACAAGAAGCCUUACCAAGGCUAUAUUGGGAAAAGCCCUCAUUUUCCUCUUCAUGAAGCUAUGCGAAUAGAUAAUGUAACCACUUUUGAAGAAACCCAAAAGCUUACAAAACUCAUGUGGCCCAACGAAAACGAUCCUUUCAGCAAAAUUGUCCACUCGUACUCAAAGUUAGUGGAAGAGUUGAAUGAGCUGUAUUAUAGUCAACUGGUUCUUCCUCCUCACGAAGAUAUAACUUUCACCAGCAUAUUACGUCAAAACCAUGUUAAGGGUUUGGAGAUAAAAACAAAAAAUGGCGAGUGGAUCGGUUCUGAGCCCCACCCUUCAUCCUUUAUUGUGAUGGCCGGCGAUGCAUUCACGGUGUGGAGCAAUGACAGAAUACGACCUCAUCGGGUAAUCAUGGGUGGAAAUGAAGACAGAUAUUCAAUUGGGUUGUUUACUUUCCACGAUGGGACAAUAAAUAUUCCUGAAACGUUAGUGGAUAAUGAACAUCCAUUACAAUAUAAGCUAUUUAAUCAUCUAGAUUAUGUUAAUUACUAUUAUUCAAACAAUGGUUCAAAACCAAACCAGUGCCAUUAUAAAGCCUACUGCUCCUCAACACAACUCCUCAAACUGGACUACUCUGCAAAUGGUUGA
Molecule: messenger RNA, 813 nt
Organism: Pistacia vera
Lineage: Eukaryota; Viridiplantae; Streptophyta; Magnoliopsida; Sapindales; Anacardiaceae
Product: 2-oxoglutarate-dependent dioxygenase AOP2-like
Exons: 6
Coding region: 1-813 (270 amino acids)
Molecular function (GO): dioxygenase activity
Source: RefSeq, a predicted model, not a curated record